Cylindrotheca closterium is the source of this 2109-nucleotide messenger RNA. The record is from the annotation of a GenBank genome assembly. NCBI's taxonomy places the organism in Eukaryota, Bacillariophyta, Bacillariophyceae, Bacillariales, Bacillariaceae.
AUGAUGUUGGCAAAUAAACCAAACGGUUACAGUUCAUCAGUCGCUAAUACUUCUGAAAAGGAGGUAUCAGAUAUUUCUGAAAGCGAGGCCAAUUAUGAUGAAAACCGCGUAGAAUCAGCGCAACCAGAUUUAGUUGUCGCGAAAGAUGAAGGCAGAUGGGUAUGGCGACUUCGUUUGUUGGUGGCAUUUGUCCUCAUGUCUGCUAUGAUUGCAGUGUGCGUAGGAGUAUACUUGAAUGGACGCAGGAAUGAACAAGAAAGCUUUGAAAGGGAUUUCGAGGGUCUCGUCGACAAGCUUGUCAUUUCCUUCGAGUCCGUCGCGAAACAACGCUUCGGUGCCAUCGAAAUAUUCGUCUCUGGUGUUACUGUGACUGCAAACCAAACUUGGCCUUUCGUCACUCCUCAGGAAUAUACGAGACGAGCCACAGCGGUGCAUGAGAUGGCAGCUCUUUUGUAUUCAAUUAUGCUCGUGAGAGUCACGGAUGAUCAACGAACCGAAUGGGAGGAGUAUACGGCGGCAAAUCAAGAUUGGAAAAGAGAAGGCAUGGCGUUCUUGAUGAGCAUGGACCCAGCUGACAUCGUCGCGGCACCAAUGUCGCCAACAAUAAUGGACAAAGAUACUACCCAUGAUGUGAGAGUUAUUGAUGCAGGUCCUGGACCAUAUUUUGUCAGCUGGAUGACGAACCCUGUCAACAACGGGACAGCAACGAAUGACAACUUCUACAGAGAUUCAGAGCACCGAGCAAACAUGGAUUAUGUUAUUGCCAACAAGAGACCUGCGUUUGGACCUAGCUUUGACUACGUUGAUCCAGCUACGCCAAAGGACGAUAGAUACAAUAUAUACCGAGCAGCGUCAGAUUUGGAAUAUCAAGGUGACCCAACUGCUGUAGUCCAAUUUCCAAUCUAUGAUACACUGGGCCGAGGUCGCUCUGUUGUUGCCAUUUUCUUCACCAUCGUCUACUGGAGAACUUACUUCGACGGCCUUUUACCAAACGGAGCCGAUGGUAUCUAUGUCAUCCUCGAAAACACGUGUGGACAGCAGUAUACCUACCAAGUCGAUGGGCUCGAAGCGAAAUUCUUUGGUCACGGUGACCUUCAUUCUCCCAAAUAUGAUUACCUGUCGAAGGGGACGGAUAUAGAUUUGAUCUUUGAUUUCGCAGCAGAGCAGGAUGAGGAUCCUAGUUGUCACUACAGCAUCCGAGUGUAUCCUUCUGACGAAUUUCGAGACCGCUACGAGACAUCCGAGCCUUUGCUGUUUGCAAUCAUUCUUGCUGCCGUUUUUGUGUUCACAGCUGCAGUCUUUCUCUUAUACGACUAUAUGGUAGAACGACGACAGAAAGCGGUCAUGAAAUCGGCACUUCAGUCUGGAAAACUCGUACAAUCCCUCUUCCCAGCGGCUGUCAGGGACCGCUUGUAUGAAGAACAAGAAGCAAAAAAUAAGUCUUCCACAUGGCAGGCAGAAAAGAACCCAGGUGAAAACCACAAGGAGGCCAUUGCCAGCGAGUACCCCGAUACCACCAUCUUCUUCGCCGACCUCGUUGGUUUCACCAAAUGGAGUGCAACUAGGACACCAGUUGAGGUGUUUCAGCUAUUGGAAGCUUUGUAUGGCGAGUUUGACACCAUCGCAAAUAAGCGAGAUGUCUUCAAAGUUGAGACUAUCGGCGACUGCUACGUGGCAGUCACCGGACUUCCAAAUCCGCAAGAAAAACAUGCAGAGAUCAUGGUGAAGUUUUCUGUCGACUGUCUUGCAAAAAUGAGAAAUAUAGUUUUGUCACUGGUGGCAACCUUGGGAGAGGAUACGGCAGCCCUGGCCAUGCGUGUAGGCCUGCACAGUGGUCCAGUCACAGGGGGUGUUCUUCGCGGACAAAAGUCUAGGUAUCAGCUCUUUGGAGAUACUGUGAAUACUGCGUCAAGGAUGGAGAGCAAUGGAAUGAGUGGCAAGAUCCAUGUGUCCCAAUCCACAGCUGAUGAGCUAGUGAAAUUAGGUCGGUCUUCAUGGCUAGUGGCUUGUGACGAGAAGCUACCCAUAAAGGGGAAGGGUGACAUGCAGACAUAUUUCGUCCAACCAAGCAGCCAGACCAAUUCGGUGUCGCGGCAGUCGUCGAGUUAA